Molecule: messenger RNA, 2943 nt
Organism: Pogona vitticeps (central bearded dragon)
Lineage: Eukaryota; Metazoa; Chordata; Lepidosauria; Squamata; Agamidae
Source: RefSeq, a predicted model, not a curated record
GAGAGCUCGGCUCUGCAAGCGGAGCAGACCGCUGGCGUGGGGGGCGCUGCGAGGAUUCCCCCUUUGCCUCUCCUCCGACUGCGCCCUGGGCGCGCCGUCCGGUCCGGUCCGGUCCGAUCCCUUCUCUUCCUUCCUUGCUCGCGCCGAUCAAGGCUCCGGAGGAAAGACUUACGCUCCGGAUGCCGUUUCCCGGUGGCUUGUGGUGGCUGCUGUGCUGCAGGCAGGGCUUCACCUUGCUCCGGCGGGACUAUGGCGAGGCAGGCAAGGGGGUGGCCGACGAAGAGGAAGCCGAGGAGUCCUUCGAGUUGCGCAGCCAAGGCGACGAGGGACCUACAUUGCAAGUGACCCUCACUCAGCCCAGUCGUGCUAGCAGUGGUUCUGAAAGGUUGAUGCCUCCAUCACCUUACCAGUUUGUUACCCUCAGGUCUUUGCCAGUGUCUGAUGAAAUGCACAGUCUUAUCACAGAGAAGAAGCAUGGAAGGGUACGAGACGAACCUGAUGCUAUUGUGAAAGGCUGGCUACAGCGAGAAGUGAGGGGAGGUAUAAAGACCCCUUGGCUCCGCCCUCGCAAGUACUGGUUUGUGCUGACUGAGGAUUCCCUUGACUACUACAGUGGGUGUGAUAUAAGUGCCCGCCGUCUUGGGUCCCUUGUCCUUACCAGUCUCUGCUCUGUUUUGUGGCCUGACAAACAGACCUACAAGGAAACAGGAUACUGGGCUGUGACGGUUUUUGGCAGGAAGCACUGCUACCGGCUCUACACAGAACACUUAAACGAGGCUGUUCACUGGGUUUGUGCACUGCAGAAGGUCAUUGUGAGCAAGGCCCCUGUGCAGACACCCACACAGAUCCUGAUGUGUGACAUUGAGGAGAACCGCAACAGCCCAGAAGUCCUAGAACAAAUCUAUCAUAACAAUCCCAUUCUGUGCUACACGGCUGGCCCACUCUAUGCACCACUGCUGCCUUUCCCGUAUGCAGCUCCUGGUGGCCAAGGUUAUGCAGGGCUUCGUGACGAAGCUGUUAAGCUCUUCCACUCCCUGCAGCAGCUGGAGGGGGUUCGAGAGCCUGCUCUUCUUAUGCAGGGGGUGCUUCAAACGUGCCAUGAUCUCCCGCCCCUGGUGGAUGAAAUCUACUGCCAACUGGUGAAGCAGACCACGGAACCACCUGUGCCAGGGGCACCUGCAAACCUGCGCUACUGGCAGCUGCUCACCUGCAUGAGUUACACCUUUGUGCCUUCCUUGCCUGUCCUGUGCUAUUUGCAGCUGCACUUGCAGCGAACAGAGAAACGGUUCCCAGACUCAGAGAUGGCCCAGUAUGGACACUUUAUUACAGAAGCUGUGCACAGGACCAAAGGGCGUGAGUGUGUACCCUCUUUGGAAGAAAUUGCAAGACUUAUAGGACGGCAGGAAAUGGUGUGCACUGUGCAGAGUCCUAGCACUGCCACCUGCCAGGUGGCCAUCGCCUCCCACACUACAGUCCAAGAGGUGGCCCGGGAAUUGAUGUUACACCUGGGCCUGGCCUGUAGCCCCAACUCGUUUGUCCUCUAUGAGGAAAGCUGGCAGCAUGAGUGUCCCCUUCCCAAGGAUGUACUAGUGGCAGAUAUCCUCACCAGGUUUGAGAACUUCAACAGGGAAGAGGCAUGCUGGAAGCCCCCUGGAAGACUGUGGUUCAGGCAUUAUGUCUGUCCAAACAUGGACAGUGUUACUUGUGAGAGCCAGAAGUUUGCACUGCUGUUUAAGCAGGGGAAGUCUUGCUGGAGCAUUGUCUGCUGGACUGUGGGGUGGCUCCUGUCUGGCACAGCAACAGGUGGAGCAGUAGGAACAUCUGCGCAGCCAACUGCAGGAACAGGCCAUGUUUCUGAUGGAGGCUACCAGGGUCAAAUAGAAACAAUUGCAGUAGAUGAGACAAGAAGAAGCCAUGGCAGCCUACCUCAAUCUGGUGGGCGAGUAGCUGGCCUUUGGCUCUGCUCUCUUUGAUGUGAAGGCUCUAGGUGAAGGAGACUGUGUAGCACUUCACACAAGUAUGUCCAGCAACAGUCUGCAGUAGACUCCCAGUGGCUACCCUUACAGAGAUGGUACUCGGACUGCCAAAAUGGAACUCUGCCCAAGCUGACUGACUCCUUUGCCCUGGCAGCAGAAUUGUUAUCCAGGACCAGUGCCUUCUCCAGUCAGACAGUUGUAGCAGGGAGACCAGUAGUAUUUUAUGCUCCUAAGGAGCUGAUGACUUUGCUUUCUCUCCUGUGUAGAGGCAUUCUCCACCCUGAUGUAUUACAAAUAAUAUUUAUAUCAUUUGAAUUGCCAUAUUUGGUCUCUUUCCUAUAAUUCUCAGGUAACUUUAGUGCUGUGUCUACAUUGCAUAGUUUCUGGCCUGUCUAUACAAAAGUGCAAUGUUUUCAGUCAAGUAGACCACUUAUGAUAUGCCAUUAAUCCUAGUUUCCAUCCAAUACUUGGCUCUUGUAAAAUUUUAUUUUUAAGUAAAGGAGAUGGAAGAAGAUGGUGGAAAAGUACUUUGUCAAAUUUGCUAAAGUAUAUGCCAUUUCCCCCCAGAGCUGAAUUUCCUAGCACAUCUUAGAUGUAGGUUUCAACCUACCCCAAGGCCUGCUACCAAAGCUCGGCUGACACUGUACCAAAUAUUUUAGGGCAGAAACUGAGCCACAGCUAAUAGCUAUGUGUUUGAAAAAUAAUAGUGUCUCUUGCCCUUUUGAGCUGAAUUUAAGAGAAGGGUCGAUAUAUUUUUCCUUUCUCUAUGGGUAGGGAAUGACAGUGAUGUGAACCUUACAUAUUUCAUCUCUUCUCUAUGUAGGUUACACAGGCUGAUGUAAUCUAUGUAUUUGUCCAUAAGCUACAUCCAAAAUAGACCUGCAUUUCUGAAUACAGAAUCACCCAUAAUGGGCUCUGUGAGCAUACAAUUUCAAACCAUUUCCAAUAAAGACCAAAGGAAAAAGAA